Coregonus clupeaformis (lake whitefish) is the source of this 2018-nucleotide messenger RNA. Its product is annotated as vespryn. NCBI's taxonomy places the organism in Eukaryota, Metazoa, Chordata, Actinopteri, Salmoniformes, Salmonidae. The coding region runs from base 943 to 1365 and encodes 140 amino acids. The record is from RefSeq and is a predicted model, not a curated record. The transcript has 6 exons.
UCCAGUAUUUUUGUUGUAGCUUUGGCGCUAGAAGCAAAAGUUAAUGCAACUUUUGGAUGUAGUCCGCCAUAAAGCCCUCAGAAGAAGAAGAAGAAGAAGAAGAAGAAGAAGAAGAAACAGAAGAAGAAACAGAAACAGAAACAACGAGAGUUGAAGUAAACUUCAGAGCUAGAUGGUUAGCUGGCUGUCGAGCUACCUGCAGCUUGAUUACACAGGUGCUAACUUUAGGAGCUUGGAAUGUGAGUGGGGCUGGGAAAAUGGCUUCUAGUUCCAGAUCAUCUCUUCCAGAGGAAGAUUUCACCUGUCCUGUGUGCUGUGACAUCUUCAAUAAUCCCGUCCUCCUACCAUGUAGCCACAGCUACUGUAAAGUCUGUCUGCAGCAAUGCUGGGUGUCGAAGGGGUUUCGGGAAUGCCCCGUUUGCAGGAAGACAUUUUCAAUGGGUAACCUGUCUCUAAAGAACCUGUGUGUGAGGCCUACCUUGAGGAGAGAGCUUCAGCAGAGUCUGAGUCUAAAGUGCCCUGCAGUCUGCAUGUUGAGAAAUUCAAGCUCUACUGUCUGGAGGAUAAGCAGCCCAUCUGUUUAGUGUGUCAAUCAUCUAGAAAACACAAGAGUCAUGACUACUGCCAUAUAGACGAAGCUGUACAGGACCUCAAGGACAAGGGUGAACUCGAGAGAACACUGAAACCCUUACAGGAGAAGCUGAAGGUGUUCAAAAAGCUACAGAAAUCUGUACUUCCACAAUGCAUCACAUUCAGAGACAAUUCCAAGACACAGACAUGGAGAUCAAGUAUGAAUUCGAGGAGUUUCAGCAGUUUCUUAGAGAAGGCCAGGAUUGACAUACUGAGGGAAGAAGAGUUUGAGAAGACUUCAGCAAUGGUGAAUAGGAUUGACCAGUUGAGACAAGAUGUCAUCACUUGUAAACACAAUUGAAGCUAUAGAGGAUGAGCUAUGAGCUGAAGACACCUCAUUCCUUCAGAACUACAAGACUAUCAUGGAAAGAUCCAGAUACACAGCUGGUCUCAGGAGCACUGAUUGACAUAGACAAACAUCUGGGCAACCUGCAGUUCAAAGCUUGGGAGAAGAUGCAGAGGAAUGAGAUUGUCACUUACACUCCUGUGAUUCUGGACCCCAACACUGCCCAACCACAAAUGGUCCUGUCUGAUGAUCUUACCAUUGGCACAUACUUUGAACACAGCAUGCAGCUUCCUGACAACCCAGAGAGGUUUGAUAAAUGGCCCUCGGUCCUGGGCUCUGAGGGCUUUGACUCAGGCUUACACACUUGGGACGUUGGGGUUGGGGAAAAUGAAGAGUGGAUGGUGGGUGUGCAAUCAGUCUGCUCUGAGGAAGGGAGAAAUAAAGACUAGAGACCAGUCCUGGGGUUUAACAUACUUGUAUGGUACAUAUAAAGCUUUUUCCACACCAAAUGACAAAAUUCUUCUCACUGUAGACUAUACCAGGACAAUCAGAGUGCGGCUGGACUGGGACAAAGGAACACUGUCAUUCUCUAACCCUGAUAAUGCCACACAUAUACACACGUUCACGCACACUUUUACUGAAAGAGUCUUUCAACAUCUUGGUAAUGACAGCAAAUGCCCUCUGACAAUCUUACCAGGGGAGGUCCCUUUAGUGAUAUCACCUGUCAAGUGUAAAGCUGAUCCAGACUCUGACAAUGAAGAAGAAUGCUUCUUUGUCUGUCAUUUUCAGAUCACGAAAACUGGUGUCUUUUUAUGCUUUUCAGUGGAACUGCAGUCAGAACCAGCUGAUACCUCUGGUCUGUAACAGUGGCAUUUGUUGUAAACAAAAUGCUCUGUUCAUUUUGUAUUUUAGUUUAUGUUUCAUGUUGAUAUGUAACGAAGGUAUAUUUUCAUUGUGCCAUUUUAGUUUUUUUUGUCUUGAGAGAAGAUAAUAUUUAAUGUAAAGGUUAAUGAGUCCAUUAAGACAUGAUUCAAACAAUUCAUUUUUAACCGGACACAAGUCACUCUCCUUAUAAUAAUAAUAAUAAUAAUACGUCUCUUCA